Monascus purpureus is the source of this 2363-nucleotide messenger RNA. NCBI's taxonomy places the organism in Eukaryota, Fungi, Ascomycota, Eurotiomycetes, Eurotiales, Aspergillaceae. The record is from the annotation of a GenBank genome assembly.
GGAUGAGGCGUUUUCAUAUCUCUUGAACUCUUCGCGCUCUCUUAUAUCCAGCAGUAGCUCAACACACUCAACUGGCCCUCGACUACGAAAAUAUUGAAAAACUAAACAAGUCAAACAACGUCACUUUCUGAAAUUGGCAUUAAUCCUUGCAUAAUAGAGGGCUCUGACAGGCGACACCUUCGUCUUCUCGAGCAUCAACCAUCAUCUCUUCGACUAUCUCGCGGAAGAGAUUCUCUAGAAAUCCUUUUAACAGCUGGUGCUUUUGAAUAUUGCUGGAUUCCUUGGUUGCAUUGCACCGCACCCCUUUUCUUGCAAGUCCUUCGUCCCCAGCAAGCGGUAAGAUGGACGUCGACUUGUACAUCUACGACCUCUCAAAGGGUCUUGCGCGAAUGGUAUGUUUUGUCUUCUUUGUGUGAUGGCAACCUUUCUGGAAUCCCGUACUAAACGGUGACCCAGUAUUCCGAGUCCUUGACCGGGAUCAGGAUUGAUGCAAUUUACCACACCUCCAUCGUUCUCAAUGGAGUUGAAUAUUACUUUGGACAGGGCAUCCAGAUGGCUGUCCCGGGAAGCACGCAUCACGGCCAGCCCAUGGAGGUUGUGCGUCUGGGCCGGACGGAGCUUCCGUUAGAGGUCGUGGAGGAGUAUAUCGCCUCGCUAGGCGAGGUUUAUACCCCGGAGGUAUGGAGUAUUCAUGAUGUGUAUGUGCUUUUGUUUUUGCUUAUGCCAACUCCGCUGUAGUCGUACGAUCUCUUCUUGCACAACUGCAACAAUUUCACGCAAGAUCUUGCUGUCUUCCUGGUCGGGAAGAGCAUCCCUGAACAUAUCCGCAACUUGCCCCAGACUUUCCUCGGCACUCCACUGGGCCAGAUGUUGAGGCCGCAGAUUGAGGCGGCCCUGAGAGGUGUUGCUCAAGGUCCCCGUGCUGCAGCUGCACCGAGUGCAGCUACUAGAGAGUCCCCUGCCGCAGUACCUACAACGGCAGCACCGGCAACGACGAGCAAAGUCUCCGUCCAGAUUGCCACUAAUCUAAGCCAGCUCGAGUCUCAGCUUGCAUCCGCCUCCAAGUCCUGCGCAGUCGUAUUCUUCACCUCCUCAACAUGUCCCCCCUGCAAGAUGGUAUACCCUACAUACGACCAGCUGGCCGAGGAAGCAGGCGACAAGGGCGUCCUGAUCAAAUGCGACGUCAACGCCGCCUACGAUGUGAGCAUGAAAUACAACGUGCGCGCUACACCAACCUUCAUGACCUUCCUCAAGGGCGAGAAACUCGACGAAUGGUCUGGCGCCAACCCAGCCCAGCUACAGGGAAACGUCCGUCUCCUGCUACAAAUGGCACACCCACCGCAUCCACAUAGCAAGCUCCGACUCCCCAGCUUCCAACGGCACAUAUCGAAAUACAUCACGUACAAGAACAUCCCUCCGCUGGAUAAACUCGUGCAGAAACUGGGGUCUUCCGGCUCGGAUCCCCGCCUCACCCCUAUCAUCGACUUUAUCAAAAAAACCCGCACAACGACCACCGACCGUCCCGCAGAUACACCGUUACCCUCCUCCCUGGCCCUCUUUGCCAUCUAUGUCCGCGAGACCUUCCCUUGCCUUGCAAGUGACACGCAGUUCGCCCUCGUCGACCUCGUCCGCGUCCUCUUCCUCGACCCCCGCGUGAGCGGCUACUUCGCCGAGUCGGAGAUGCGGUCGCAGCACCAGACCAUCCUCACCCUCCUCUCCCGCUCAGACACGGAUGAAGAACUAGCGACGUGUCCGUAUAACCUGCGCAUCGUCAUGUUGCAUCUCACCUGUAACCUCUUCACAUCCCCUCUGUACGCGGAACAGGUCAUUGCGAACGACUCACUACGAACGACGUGCGUGCAUCUUCUUACCUCGUCACUGCUGGAUGCGGAACAUGCUAGUCUGCGCGUUGUGGCUGCUUCGCUUGCGUACAAUCUGGCGGUUUAUAAUCAUAAUAUCCGAUGUAAAUCGGAAUUCGCAGGAGAAAGCAGUGGUCGUAGCAACAGUGGUGGUGGCAGUGAUGACCCGCUCCCCGAAGACGCACAAGUGGAACUCACGGCGUCGCUGAUCGAGGCUAUCUCGCGCGAAGAGACGAGCGGGGAGGCGCUGCGCGGACUUGUCUUUGCGCUGGGCUUGCUGGUGUACGGGGCUCCGGUGGAGGGGGCGGUGGUGGAUCUGUGUCGGGCGAUGGAUGCGUGGGGGAUUGUGAAGGAGAAGAAGGGGGUGGAUGGGACAAGUCGGGAGUUGCUUCGGGAGGUGAAGGAGUUGCUUUCGGGCUGACAUUACUGUACAUUACUGCAUGAUAAUCACAUUGAUACUAUAUGAUACGAUAUGAUAAGAUGAUCUAGAAGGAUUCGAUGAUU